This is a messenger RNA of Symbiodinium natans, 486 nucleotides long. Lineage: Eukaryota; Dinophyceae; Suessiales; Symbiodiniaceae. The record is from the annotation of a GenBank genome assembly.
AUGGCACCUGGAGAUUUAGAUGGCGUGCAGCUGGACGCCUGCGAGUACCUUGCGCAGCGUCUUCGUCAGCUUCGAGCAGAGGGCAAGUACUGUGAUGUGGUGCUUGUUGCUGGUGGAGCCAGGAUCGCUGCUCACCGCGCUGUCCUGGCCACGGCAAGCACCGCAUGGCAGCAGGCGCUACAUACCGGAGGCAGCUCCGAUGAUGUUGAAGCUCUGCCUUCUGCUGAGUUGCGGUUCCCACGCUGUGCGAGGCCGGAGGUUCUUCAGCUGCUCAUCGACCACAUCUAUGCUGACAUCACCCUGGAUCAGGCGAUCGGUCAGAUUCAAGGUAAAAGAUGCUGUCGCGACGUGAUGCGGCUUUUUCAGGCUCUUGGACCUGCAGCCUCCCCGGAGCUGCCAUCACUGCGCCUGGCCAGGCGAUUGUCCCAGUUACGUGGCCAGGGCAUUUUCUGCGACACUGUGCGGCGCUUGGGAGUACGUUGCUGA